Cucumis sativus (cucumber) is the source of this 1557-nucleotide messenger RNA. Its product is annotated as transcription factor MYB32. Gene Ontology annotation, biological process: regulation of stomatal movement. The transcript has 3 exons. Lineage: Eukaryota; Viridiplantae; Streptophyta; Magnoliopsida; Cucurbitales; Cucurbitaceae. The record is from RefSeq and is a predicted model, not a curated record. Bases 125 to 1207 code for a protein of 360 amino acids.
UUCACAUCUCUUUCUUAGUAAAUCAAAACUCCAUCUCUCUCUCUCUCUCUCUCUCUCUCUCUUUCCUGUUUACUUGAAAAACCAAAUCAAAUUCUGCAUUCCUCUGUUUUUCUUUGAAUUUUUGAUGGGACGCAAUUCUUGUUGCUUGAAGCCUAAACUCCGCAAAGGUCUAUGGUCCCCUGAAGAAGAUGAGAAGCUCUUCAAUUACAUUACUACUUUCGGCGUCGGCUGUUGGAGUUCCGUCCCCAAGCUCGCCGGUUUGGAAAGAUGUGGGAAAAGUUGUAGGCUAAGAUGGAUAAACUACCUGAGACCCGAUUUGAAGAGAGGAAUGUUUUCACAACAAGAAGAGGAUUUAAUUAUCAGUCUCCAUGAAGUUUUGGGAAACAGGUGGGCUCAGAUAGCAGCUCAAUUGCCGGGAAGAACAGACAAUGAGAUAAAGAACUUUUGGAAUUCAUGUUUGAAAAAGAAGCUGAUGAAGCAAGGAAUUGAUCCAACAACUCACAAGCCAUUGGAGGAAAAUAUGGAAGCCAUGAAAGAUGCGAAGAAGAACAGUUACAAUAAUGAGAGGCCAAAAAUGGAAGCUAUUCAUCAUCAUCAUCAUCAUCAUCUUCAUGGAAAUGUUUCCAAUAUCACAGAAGAAUCAUCACAGCAUUUUGUUAACAAGAUAGAAUUUGAUUCUCUCAGCUCUUACUUAAAUGGUGAGUACAAUAACAAUUCACAAUUUGCAUCAGCACAAUACAAUUCCAAUAUCAGAUCAUAUGAUCAAAACUUUUUCUAUUCAAAUUCAAGUAUUGGGAUGGGAAGUUAUUCAAGUUGUGAACAUGGGAACAUGUCAAGAACAGAUUUUUCUGAGAAUAAUUCAGCAUCUGGGUUGACUUCAUUUUUGAUGAAUGAAGUGAAAGAAAGCUCAAGUAAUAGUUCAGUAGUGAGUAAUUAUUCAGGGUAUCAUAUGAACAAUCCAGGUGAAAACAACAACAACAACAAUGGAGGUGGAUCUUCAUGGGAAUCGUCUGAGAACAAGCUCGAAAAUUUGUUAGAGUUUCAAACAAAUCAAAUGAAGAACUUGGAAUUCAAAGGAAGUUCUUCUGUUGAAGAAACAAAGAUCAUUCAAAAUCAAAUAAAUUCAGCAACUUUUGGAAGCUAUCCUUUAAUGUCAAUGUCAGAAAAUGAAAGAGCAGGAAGUUUUGGAAUCUUUCAUCACAUAUGAAAUGUAAAAUUUCUUCCUCCAUAUGGUUGUUUUUUUCAUUCCAAAAAAGAGAGAAGAAAAAAAAAGAAAGAAAUUCCUUUGGGUCCUGUUUUUUAUUAUUAUUAUCAUCAUCAUUUUUUUCAGUUUUCACUUUCAAGAAAAAUUAAUUAACACUCAGAUUGUUGAUAGUGAAAGAGGGGUUACCCAUAAAAUCAAAUGAAGGUAUUUGCUUUUUCUUAAUCAUUUUAAAAAAACAGCCACCACUUUUUCUUGUUGGUUGAUUAAUUUUCGAUGUCAUUUCACUCUCUUUUUUCUUUCUGUAAUUGUUCUUGGGACUAAUGAAAUGAUAGUGAUUGAUUGAAAAGAAAAAA